UUUUUUUCAAGUUUUGACAAUUAUUUUAUUUUAAUUCCACAAUUAAUUCCUGUUGAUUUUUUACCCGUGAAAGAUCAAAUUUUUAAAUUUGGAAAAUAUUUGUAUACAAUGAGGCAGCAAAAUGCUGGUUUUCUUUUUUUUUAUUUUUUUCAAUUUUUUAAAAGGUUUAACUCUUCUUUCAUUUCAUUAUUCAUUGGAAGCUUCAGUUUUUAAAAAUCUUUCACUUGGCAAAUUUUGUGAUAAAAUUAAUGAAUUAUUUGAGAAAUGCUCUACAAAUACUCUUGAACAUUUUAAACAAAAAUAUGAUAUUAUUAAUUUUGCAAAAAAACUUCCCAGCUUCUUUCUUGGAUUAAAUACAAAUUGGAUAUACGAAUUGGCAGAAUUAUUCGAAAAAAAUAAUUUUACAAAUAUUGAUCUUGAAAAAUUGACAUCAAAUAAAUUAAAUGGGCUUCUUACACAAGCAUUUCGAUAUGCCCAACUUGAUACGACUAUGCAUUAUAAAUAUUUUGAACUCAAUAUCUCUCCAUUUACCAAAAUCAAAAGUGAAGGAAUUACACCCAAAAAAGGCACAUUCCCAGCUUUGGAAUUAAAUAUUGCCCAGAACAAUCAUGUACUUAAAUUGGCUUUUCCUGCAAAAAUAUUGGAGCCGUAUAGAAGAGUUUUCUUUCUUUUGUUUGUUAUUAAUCGAGCUAGAUAUUUGGUUCAUAUGAAAUUUUUUGGAAAUUUUAGGAAAUUCUAUUUGCGUGAAAACUUCAACAAUCCUUGGGCAGUACAAGAAUGUGCCACAAUUUACUUGUUUAAUAGACUUAUAAAUGUUUAUCAAGAAUAUAUUUGUGGUAUUGCUGCUAAAGAAUACAACAAUUUUGUUAAAAAAUUAGAAAAGGUCAAAAAUUUGGACGAAUUGGUACAAGUUCAAUUAGAAUAUAUUCAUAUAUUUAUGGAAAAUGCCAAAUUAGACCAAGAAUAUUUACCAAUUAGACAAUUAAUUGAAGGGAUUGCUAAUCAAUUUUGUUUGUAUGCUUGUAAUGAAUUGACCUUCUUUGAAUUAAAUAAAUCUGUUAGUCCUUUUGUUGGAAAACUAAAACAUUUUCUUUUAACAAAUCGAAAAGUGGGGGAAUUAAAAAAUCUGUGA
Meloidogyne enterolobii is the source of this 1132-nucleotide messenger RNA. The record is from the annotation of a GenBank genome assembly. NCBI's taxonomy places the organism in Eukaryota, Metazoa, Nematoda, Chromadorea, Rhabditida, Meloidogynidae.